AUGCUUCAAGAACGACUGAAUGACGCGGCUAUUGCCCUCAACUAUCACCUGACCCAAAACCAAACUCCCCAUGGUAUAUUCGGUGGCUACGCUAUUACCGUCCUAGGCAAAACCCGAGAGACCGAUAAUAUUGACUGUCUCGCCUCCAUCACCAAGCAUGAAUGUAUCACUCUCCUGAAUGGAAAGAGUGGAUUCGUGGCCAAACCUCGACCUCGACAGGACUGGAUCCAAUUCGAGUGGUCGGAAGAAUCCGGCGAACCAGGAAGCCCAAUUCGUGUCAAGAUCAUCUGUGAGAUGUUUGGAGGUGCCAAAUACAACAUGAGCGGCGUACAACCCAUUUCCCGUUCAGUCGAAGGGCGAUAUUUCAGGAAAGGCCCCUGCUGCCUCCUUGAUCCGUUUCUCAUCUUCAAAGGCAAAGUCUGCGUCGCAGCAUCUCGGUCGAAAUCCCGCGAUUUCGAAGAUAUCCAAUGGUUGGCUGAUCGGUAUGGCCCAGUUAUUCGGGAACGAUGGAGGGAGAUCAAACCGCGGUAUAUUGGUUUUGCGAUGAGAAGACACCCCGAGCUUGAACAUCUGUUUGGUCAGUUGCAGGUGGAUAUUAGCGAGGCUAAAGCAUUUGUCCAUGGUGUUCCAACCCCUUCGGCUGUUACAGAACCGGCGGUUGGGGAGGCUCAUGAGGGAUUACUGGGAUAG
Molecule: messenger RNA, 690 nt
Organism: Aspergillus campestris IBT 28561
Lineage: Eukaryota; Fungi; Ascomycota; Eurotiomycetes; Eurotiales; Aspergillaceae
Exons: 2
Coding region: 1-690 (229 amino acids)
Source: RefSeq, a predicted model, not a curated record